This is a messenger RNA of Pelagomonas calceolata, 3364 nucleotides long. Lineage: Eukaryota; Pelagophyceae; Pelagomonadales; Pelagomonadaceae. The record is from the annotation of a GenBank genome assembly.
UUUUUGCUCGCGCUGCUCACGCGCGCCAGGCAGCUGUACGCGUCGUCAUUUGCACAGCGCGCUUUACAGGCGCUAGCAAAUUGCCAACACUCGCUGCGGAGCAUCGCUGCUCGCUGCGUUAACGCACCUGCGCUGCUCAUUUUUGAAACCUCGCCAGAGGCUCUGCGGCGCGCAAAGCGGUUUUCAGCCGCGACAGACUUAGAGCGAGCACCCAUCACGCUUGGUCUCGAUUGCAGAAAGCGGGUCAAGGCGCAUAAAGCACAGCCAUGGCCUCGGUAGUAGUAGUAGGCUCCGGCGGCCGCGAGCACGCCAUCGUCAAGGCCCUCGCGGCGAGUCCGAAAGUAUCAACGGUCUUCGCCGCGCCCGGCAACGGCGGCACGGAGGCUAUGGGCGGCAAGGUCCAGAACGUCGACGUCAAACCGAAGGAUGUUGCGGGAUGGGCGGCCGCGCGAGGCAUUAGUCUAGUGGUCGUGGGCCCGGAGCAGCCGCUCGUCGACGGCGUCUGCGACGAGUGUGCUGAUAAGGGCAUACCGGCCUUCGGCCCCUCGGCUCUCGCGGCGGAGAUCGAGGCCAGUAAAGCGUGGUCCAAGGCCUUCAUGGACCGCCACGGCCUGAAGACCGCGGCCUUCGAGACGUUUAAGAGGGAGGAGGGCGACAAGGCCCGAGACUACGUGAAGAGCUGCGGCCAUUCGGUGGUCGUGAAGGCUUCUGGUUUGGCGGCGGGCAAGGGCGUGUUGGUGCCGCCGCCCAAUGAUAUAGAAGCAGCCCUGAAAGCCGUCGACGAGAUGUUCCACCCCACCAAUAAAGCCUUCGGCGCGGCCGGCGACGUCGUGGUGAUCGAGCAACUGUUGACGGGGCCCGAGAUCUCAUUAUUCGCCUUUUGCGACGGCACGACGGCUCGCUGCAUGCUCCCGGCCCAGGAUCAUAAAAGAGCCCACGAUGGAGAUAGAGGGCCGAACACGGGCGGCAUGGGCGCGUACGCUCCCUCGCCCCAGAUCUCGGCGGCGGAACUCAAGGUCGCGGAGCGCAUCAUGCAAGAAGCGGUCACCGGUCUGAAGAAGGAAGGGAGACCCUUCGUGGGGUGUUUGUAUGGUGGGUUUAUGUUGACACCAGAUGGACCCUACUUGCUAGAGUUCAAUGCAAGGUUCGGCGACCCGGAGACGCAGGUCGUCCUACCUUUACUGAAGUCGGACUGUUUUGAAGUGAUGAGCGCGUGCGCGGCGGGCACCCUCGAUUCGGUGGAAGUCGAGUGGCGCGACGCCUGCGCGUGUACGGUUGUGGUAGCGGCCGGUGGAUAUCCGAACAAGUACGACAAAGGCCUAGUGAUGUCGGGUGUGGACGACGCUGAUUCACUACCAGGUGUCACGGUCUACCACGCUGGGACAAAGACGAAGGGCGAUCAAUUAGUAACGUCGGGCGGUAGAGUGGUGGCCGUGUCGUGCAUCGCCCCGGAGCUCAAGGGCGCCGUCCGCGGGGCUUAUGCCGGCGCGGCGCGUAUUAGAUUUGCGGGCGCGUUCCACAGGGGCGAUAUUGCCAGAAGGUGCUUGGACGCGCCCCUCAAGGUAGGCGUGUUAGGAAGCACGCGCGGUACGUCAUUACAAGCCGUGCUCGACGCUUUGUCGGGAGGUACUUUAAGGAACGUGGAGCUGGCGUGCGUCCUCUCGAACAAGAAGGACUCGGGGUUAUUAGAUAGGUGCCGGUCGUAUUGCCCCGUCCAUCAUAUCCCGGCGAAGAAGGGCGAGGAUCGAGCGUUGUAUGAUAGUAAACUCACGGCCAAGCUCCUCGAGCACGGCGUCGAAGUUGUGCUGUGCGUGGGCUGGAUGCGUAUUUUUUCAAAGGAGUUCUGCCAGGCGUGGCGCGGCCGCUGCAUUAAUGUGCACCCUUCUCUCCUACCAAAGCACGGCGGGCUGAUGGACUUGGACGUUCACGCGUCCGUGCUCAAGGCAGGCGAUAGUGAGACGGGCUGCACGGUCCACCUCGUCACGGAGGACGUGGAUGGAGGUACCGUACUAGUACAGAAGAGUACGACAGUGGAGAAGGGCGACACUCCAGAAACUUUGAAGGGCAAGGUCCAGGCGCUCGAGGGUCCUUCACUCAUCGACGCCGUCGAGGCGUUGAGAGAUGGCGACGCCGGGGCGCGCUUCGCGCCGCGGCCCCGCGUCACGGAGGAGGAAGAAGUUGUAGCGAGUGGCAGUGUCCCGCUGACGUACGCGGCCGCCGGAGUCAGUAUCGACGCGGGCAACGCCUUGGUCGAGCGCAUCAAGCCUCUGGCCAAGGCUACCACGAUCCCGGGCUGCGAGGGGAGUCUAGGUGGCUUCGGGAGCGUCUUCGACCUCGAGAAGGCGGGCUUCGGCGGCCCGGACGUGCUGCUCGUAAGUGGCACGGACGGCGUCGGCACGAAGUUGAGACUGGCGCAACGAGCCUCGUUGAUCGGCGACACGCGAACGAAAGCAGACAUCGCGCGCGGCCUGGGCAUCGACCUGGUCGCGAUGUGUGCAAAUGAUAUUGCGACCAUGGGUGCCCAGCCGCUCUUCUUCCUCGACUACUACGCUACUGGGGCUUUAGAUGUCGAUGCGUGUGCAUCAUUAGUAGAAGGUGUAGCGGACGGCUGCGCCAAGUCGGGCUGCGCCUUGAGUGGAGGGGAAACGGCGGAGAUGCCCGGCUUGUAUGGAGCGGGCGACUUCGACGUCGCGGGUUUUUGCGUCGGGGCGGUUAGGAAGCGCGACUUACUUCCAAGAACGUCAUCGAUGCAAGCCGGCGACGUGCUGAUUGGCGUGGCGUCGAGUGGUGUCCACGCGAACGGGUUUUCUUUGGUAAGGAAGGCCCUCGCGAAGUUUGCUAAACAGCAGAACACGUCCAUUUUCGCAUUGUUGGACGCGCCCGCUUCCAGUGUCGGUGCGGGUGGUGACGAGUCGCUCGCGUCGGUAUUAUUGGCGCCGACGCGGUUAUACGCGUCGACGAUGGGCGCGGUCCGCCAAGUACCAGGGUUGCGGGGCGCGGCCCAUAUCACCGGAGGCGGGUUAACCGAGAAUUUGCCAAGAGUCCUGCCGGACCACCUCAUGGCGAAGGUCACGCCGUGGGCGCUGCCGCCCCUGUUCGAGUGGCUGCGGCGGGCGUGCGGCGGCUUGCCCGACGACGAGUUGGUGCGGACGUUCAACGCGGGCAUCGGCCUCGUCUUCGUCGUCGCUGCCUCCGACGCGGCCGCGCUGAAGAAGGCGUUAUCGGACGCGAACGAGGGCGGCGUCGUCGACCUCGGCGUCCUCGCGGCGCGCGGCGGCGGGCCGGCGUGCGUCGUCGAGGGGAAGCUGCGGUCUUCCGCCUGAGCUAUAUCCUUGGACUCCCCCGUUUAAGGAACUUAUCCGUG